Molecule: messenger RNA, 7967 nt
Organism: Amoebophrya sp. A120
Lineage: Eukaryota; Dinophyceae; Syndiniales; Amoebophryaceae
Source: the annotation of a GenBank genome assembly
GAACAACAUUAGCACUACGAGCACAUUGUAGAUGCAGUCAACCGUACUGCGUAUUCAUCAUGACAUUUUCUUACAAGGAUCCGUCACGACACACCAGAAUGAUCAGAUCAAAAUGCAUCUCAGGAAAAACGAUCAACACCUUCUGUAGGACAGAAACAAACUAGAAAUGUUCAUCACAAUGCAAGGCGGUUCUGCAAACAUCCCUUCGCUCUCAAGAAAUGUUCAUGUUGACGUCUCUCUGACUCACUACUCGCAACAGGUGCAGGCCACUUUUUAGAUUUUCUACUUCAAUUCUAGUUUAUUCCCAUUUAGAAGUUUGCUUCACGACGAGAUUAUUGCGAUAACAUACUCGUAUCAAUUUUUUUUUUCCCACUGCCGCAUUUCAUCUUCCUACAUGCUUUCUUUGCUGACUUUGCAUCGACCACGAACGCGUAAAAACGUCAUCUUCUUUUGAAAUUAUAAUCAACUACAUCUACAAUAAAGCCAGAAUUUGCAAAUUGCACAAAACGGAACAAAAUGUCUGUGGGAAAUUUCACCGUCGGGGAGGAGUAUGGGCAGCUGGUCCACAUCCUCCGGACCAUGCAGUCCUCCACCGACAACAACGCCCGGAAGCAGGCGGAGGCAGCGUACUUAUCUAAUGAUGAUUUGUGAUGCAGAAUUGUGAAUGACCCUGAGGGUUUGUGAUGCAUGAUUUCAUUUCGAAGAAGCUCUGGCAUCGCACAAGAAGUUACACCUAAGUGUGUCAUGCGGUGGCCUCAUAGUAAAUGAGUUCCAAAAAGAACUACGAAUCAAAAACAGCUACGGUGCCGCCAAGAAGCAGCCGGAUUUUCUGGUGCAGGCUUUGGUGCAGGUGAUCAAGGACGGUGAGGUCGAUUUGAAAGAUUUAUCCUGAGUGAAAACGUCCCGACCCCAUAUUUGUGAUGCAUACUUGCAUCUGCAGAUGCAUCUGUAAUGCGCAUCCGCAUGAGAGCAAUCUGAAUCUGUACCUGUAGUCGUGUUCAUCUGGGAUUUGUAAUGCUGUAAACAGGAUGACCAGGCGUCUUUGUGAUGCGGCUGUCCUUCAUAACCAGCGCUACACUGCAGGUCGAAACUUGUCAUGCAUAAUUCCCAAAACUUGGGGACUUGUGUUGCAGAUGCACCAGCGCGGCUAUGGGGUCGUGGGGGCGUUUUUGCACAGCAUAAGAUUACGCCGCGAUUCUCCUCCGUCGGUUGUUCCUGCCCGAUAAGAUAUCCUGUGCAAAAGUAUCGUACUCGUACUAAUUGCGCAUAUGCAUGACAAAUCUCUUUCCUAAGGCAAAAUAGCAUUACAAAUUUCAUUUGUAAUGCUGAGCUAAUUUGUCAUGCGAUUUAUACUAGUACGAUGCUUUUGCAUUGCAUAUAAAAUGCUGGACGACAAGGUCGUCUUCGCGGACGCGUCCAACCCGGUCAAACAAGCGUGCACGGAACAGCUGCUGGAAUGCUUCAAGAACCCGGUCGGCCAGCCGGACAGUAUAAUAAAACGUUUUUUGUCAUGCAUAGAAUGCAAGGCGGAAGGAUGAUAUUUGUGUUGCGAAAACUCGUAUUUUUUUAGAAAAAACAUCAAGUCUAUCAUGCAUAUACGUCCAACUUAAUACAGCUGUCGAAAAGAUCCGUCGUCACAUUGGUAACGCGCUCGUGACCCUUGCGGACCAGCACGUGGUCGCCGCCAACGGCGAGGGCGAGAGGAACGAGCAGCAGUGGCCGGACUUGCUUCGGGUGACCUGCGAGUUAACCACGGUCGAGAACCCGGACACGAAGGUUUGUGCCAUGGACAUUCUGACGGAAUUGCUCCCCAUCUACCCCAAGAGCAUGAAGAACCUUCAGGGCCAGAUGCACCAGCUGUUGGAACAGUGCUUCGGGAGCGAGAGCGCCAAGGUGCGCAAGACCGCGGUCUUGCUGGUCCUGGGCAUGGUCAUGAACUUCAAGGUAUGAAAAAUUGGACUUUAUUUUUCCACCGUGUUUGUGAUGCAUUACUUUUCCAUUACCAUUUCAAAUUACUUUUCUCAUGCAUAGUCGAGGUCACACUCACACGCACUCGAGAAAAAAAUACGGAGAGCAUGUUGCAGCACUAGAAGCUUCUUGUCGUGUAGAAACACAGCACCAUCUUCUUCACUUUUUUGCGUAUGAUAUGACUCAAUCCCGAAAACAAACCAAAAUCCUAUAAUCCUAUCAGGCAAAGGAGUGGAAGCCCCUCCAGCCCUGCCUUCCGGUCAUCAUUCGAGUUUUGGAGAACCUCGCGCAGUUGAAGCAAAACGAAUACUUGACGGAGGCUUUGGAGUCUAUGACGGAGUGCUGCGAGUACGAGGCGAUUUUUUUCAAGCCGGAAAUCACCAUGUUGGCGAACUUGUUGGUCCAAAUCAUCGGUGCCCGGGACAACUUGGAACAGACGCCACGGUAUUGAUGGAUUUAAGUAUUUGUGAUGCAUAGCACGAAUAACAAUAGUUCUGUUGCGAGAAUAGACUAAGGGUUAUAGAAUUUCUUCUUGUCCGGGGAAAGAUGAAUUUGUCUUGCAGCAUUCGCGUCAUGAAUGCGUUCUGUCAUGCAAAAAGCAGGUUGAACUUGAAAUCCAUUUCCACCUCCAUAUCUACAGAUCCGCCGCUUUGGAAUUUUUCAUCACCCUUGCCGAGCAGAAGCCGAAGAUGUGCAUGUCCCAGUGCGCGGACUUCGGUUCUUACCUCAUCAAGGCCGCUAUGGACUGCAUGAUGGAGGUUGGCACGAUCGAGGAUGACGGCGCCGACUGGGCGGAGAUUAUGGACGAUGAGGAGGACGACGAUGAUGACGAACUCUUCAAACUCGGUGGGGAAGUUAUCGAUCGCGCGAUCUCCGCUCUGUCCAUGAAGAAGAUCGGCGCGAGCUACUUCCAGGCGAUCGGGGUUUACGUGCAAAACACCGCGGACUGGCGGUCCCCGAUGUCGGCAUUGUCGGCUGUUUCCGAGGGUGUGGAGUAUGUGGAGAAAGAUGACCACUUGGACCAAUUGAUGGAUCUCUGUUUGAAACAUACCGCACACAGUCAUACCCGUGUGCGCGCGCAGUCCUGGCACGCGCUGUCCCGGGUCUUCGCGGACCACCGGGAGGUCACCGACAGAUGGCACAAGCAGUACAUGGAGGCGACCUUGCAGGGGUUGAGCGACCCGGUUCUCCGGGUGCAGACGAAGAACCUGGGGGCGUUCUUAUCCUCUGUAAAAACGUCCCCACUCCAGAGUUGUCAUGCAGAUUUGCAAUUGCAGGAACAUUUGUAAUGCGCGUCCCCAAGGGAGGCAUUUCCGAUUGUGUUUUGGCAUUUGUAAUGCUGCAAACAGGAUAAGCAGAUGGAUUUGUGAUGCGGCUGUCCUUGCUAAUAUGCACUACACCAGGGACUGCAACUUGUCAUGCGUGGCUCCUAAAACUUCUGGAUUUGUGUUGCUACGUUCCCAACUUGACUAUGGGGUGGGGACGUUUUUGCAUAUGAUAGUUCUUGUACUUUGGCGAGGCCUUGGAUCCGGUCUUGAUGGAACUGUACGCGAAGCCGCUGUUGGAGAAACUGGUAUUAUAGGAUUUUGGAUAAAGAUGGUUCUAGAUGUGCUUAUUGCAUGAGAAAAUUGUUCUUGAAUUCAAUUUCCGCAUGACAAAUUUACUACUGAUUGCAAUAUAAGCGUUGUUGAAAAAUAAAUAUUUGUGAUGCAAAACAACCAACUCCAACUAUUAAUCCAGGUCGAGAAGAUCAAGUCCUGCGAGCACCGUGGCGUGAUCGAGGAGUGCAUCACCUCCAUCGCCGUCGUUGCGGGUAGCAUUGAGAAGGAGUUUGCUCCGUUCUACGACCACAUUAUGCCCAUGUUGAAACAGUUUAUCCGCGCGUCCAAGGACGAAAAGGAAACCAGAUUACGAGGAAAGGCCUUCGAGUGCAUGAGCUUGUUCGGGGUCGCGGUCGGGAAGGACAGAUUUAAGGUAUAAUAAAGUACAUGUAUCAUGCUCUUUGUGUUGCACAGAAGCAUUUUUGCAUUAUGAUAUCUUGUUGGGAGCAGGACUUUGCAGCUACCUGUGCUUGUCUUGCACGACGACGCAGAUCCAGAUGUGCACUCAAACUAGAAAAAUAAAAUCACCUAAUAAAAAACAACAGAACGACGUGACCGACUGCAUGCAGAACAUGCUGACCCAGGGCGGGCAGUCGAAAUCCAUGCAGGAUAAGAAGAACGCCGAUGUUAUGCAUUGCAAAUAUGUCUCAGUCUGGAAGGAUCCAAACUUGUCAUGCUGUCUUUGGAUUCUAUAAAAAAUUUGUAAUUGCAUGACCAGCAAGAGACGCCCAGAUUGUGCUACGCGGACGAGAGGGCGUUUGUCAUGCGGAAUAGGCAUCAGGAACGCUUCCAAAAAUCUGUGAUGCUAAGUCAUGCACUACAGGCAUCAUGAUGGGUCAUGCAGAAUAUGCAUGACAAACCUGGCAUCAAUCUUCCAGACCCAGACAUAUUUGCAUUUGAUAGAUGUUCUCACCGACUACCUGAAAGACGCGAUCGAGCGUGUCGCGGGCGUGAUGGAAGAGGACAUGGGCCCCUUUCUCCAGGUCCUGCUCUUCGGCGGCGGUCACGGCUCGGGUUUGAUGCAGGUCUUGGAUCUCGCCCACGCGGCCAACCACAUGACAGUCACGGACGACGACGAGGAGGAGGAUGAGAUUAUUCAACUGCAAAACGGCCAGAAGGUGAAAUCCGCCUAUUUCAAGGAGAUGGCGGACGCGGCGGAGACGGUUUGCUGCUUGGUCCAGAACAGUAAAAAAGCAUUCCUUCCCCACGUCCCGAAAGUCUGCGAGGGUUUGAUCAAAUUAUUCUCCAUCGAGGACAAGUCCCUCAGAACAUCACUCGAGGGCGACGACGUGUUGGCGAAAUGCAGUGAAGUGUGGGCGGCGAUCACCUCUGUUCUCGCCAGGUCAGACGCAAACAUGUGCCAGCAGAUGAUCAUGGAGUACUGCAAGUUGAACCUGAAGUGGCUGCAGGACGCUGACGACGCCGAGGAAAUUUGCAUGCUGGCCAAGGGAGUCGCCGAAGUGCUCUCCUCCGCCUGCCCAGCGACUUCUCUCCCCGAUGAUAAGAAGAAGGAAUACGGCGACGUGAAACAGUACCUGGACACCACCUACAUCCAGCAGAUCUACGAUUGCUGCGAGGCCAAGCUCGGCUACUGCUUCCAGGAGCGGGAAAAAUCCUUAUUGAAGGAGUCCGAGUGGCGUGAGGGUGCGGAGGGGGAUGACGUCGAGGGCGAAAGAAAUCAACUCGACGACAUGGACGAGCACCACGAGGCCAACGUGGCUCUUUCCCAGAUCAUCGGCGCGUUGAUGCAACUGAACCCACCCUACUACACGGAGAACAUCCUGAUGAGAAAAACGGACCCGAUGCUGAGAAAAUUCUUGGACAAGUCGAUUAUUAGUAAGAAACUGCAGAAGAAGGACCAGGAGGUGAUCAUCAGCAAAAACAAAAUCCUCGCGUACUUCAUCGCGUGCGAUGUGUGUGAACACUUGAUGGAAUCGGGUACCCAGUCCUGGCCGGCAUUCUUGAACAACCUGUUCGUGGAUUUACAGAACGUGGACUAUGAGGUCAGACACGCGGCCAGCUACUUCGUCUAUCUCGCAGCGAGAAUCGCGGGUAGUGACGAAUCCUUUGCAACCCAGGCGUUAGAGAAAUUAGUGCAGGUCUUGAAGGAUCCGGCAGAGUACGGAAAGGCCGCACAGAACAAAUACGCCAGUGUGGAUGAUAUCAAGGUAUAGAUAGUUUUUGGUUGAUUUUUUUAUGCAGCUGGAUGAGAAAACGAAAGCGCAUGACAAAUCAUUCCGAGCUGUUCUGAAUGUGUUUGGGAAACUUGCAAUGCACAAUCUACUACAUAUAACAUAAACAACCACCUUCACCUCAGCUCGCGGAAGACAACACGGUGGCUGCCGUUUUUGCCCUCCUGGCCUACUCACCAGCGUUUAUCAAAAUGAAAAAUCCCCCCUCCCCAUACUGAGACGAUGAUUUGUGUAGCAUGAUUUGAGACCACAAAUCAUGUUGUCAUGCUAGAACGCAAAAGAAGCGGACUGUAGUGCUGGGUGGCGUAGGAAAGCAUUGCGCCUUCAGCAUGACAGCAGGCAAGUGGAAAUGGAAAACAGCAUGACAAAUUGCCUGCAAAGGAGGGAACAACUGCGUCGCUUGGCCUUCUAGCAAUACAAGUCAAUUUGUCUACUCAAAUACAGCAACACAAAUUUUGUUUUCGAUAUGGGGAGCGAGGGGGGAUUUUUCCUUUUGAUAGCGUUGUCCCAGAAACACCAGAGCCUGUGGGAGGAGUGCAUCCUGCCGAAACUGCCCUUGAAAAUCGACACGGAGGUUGGCCCGCAGGUGAUCAUCAAGUUGAUUGAGCUUUUCGCCGCGGAACGGGCGGACGUCACCAACAACGGCAACCCGGUCCGGGUCAGCAAGGUGUGCGCGGCGUUUGCGGAAUCCUUAUGAAUUGCAAAAGUAUGAUCGUACUAGUGGAACAAAUCGCAUGACAAAUUCCCUUAGCAUGAGAGAUAGAAUUUGUAAUGCGGAUUUAGCUCAUGCUCAAAAAGGAGAUUUGUAAUGCAAAAAUAAAUACACAAAAAAAUUUGUAUUGCAUAUCCUGAACAGCAUGCGGAUUACUACGACUACGAUACUUUUGCACUGGAUAACCCUACAAGGUCAGCGACAGUGAAGACAUGGACAAGAAGAUCCGGUUGUUGUUCAGCAAAUUUCCCCCGACCUUCUUCGAAACGACCCUGAAACAGAACUUUACCGAAACCCAGUGGAAGAAACUGGAAAAAUUGAUGAAGGACCCCCUGUCGGAGAACUAGGAUAUGAGGUUCUUGAAGAUGUUCUUUUCAGGAACAAGGAGGUUUUGAUGAUGUCACGACGUACUGUGAUGAUGUUGUGAGUUUUUUGAAAAGCAGCAUCGGAAUCUUUUGUCAAUGCACAACUUGAACUUACUGUAACCGAAUUUAGCGUAAAACAAUGAAAAAACAAGAAAAACGACAGAUUACCACUUGACUACUUCUACUUGCUUUUUAUCGACGAUGAUGAAGAGGUUGGAUGAUAAAAUUGUUCUGGCGGACAAGGCACUUCUACUACUUGUCAAUAUUAAAGAACUGCGACAAUUUCAUUCAUUCAACAUCUCAACACUCAGUAACUUCGUAUGUACACUAGAAGAGGAGAAAAAUUUCUUGAUGCAGCCGAUCUGACGUGAAAGAAAUUUUGCCUCCCACAAGAACACACUUGGAAAUUCAUAAAUCAAUCACAGCAGCAGAAACUUUUCCUCGCAGAAGUUUUUGCACGGAACAACAAAACUACUAUAGAAUGCAUCAACAGAAGAUGAAGAUGGACUUUGCAACUACAGAUAACUCGAAGAAAACUAGGCUUCUAAAUGAAUAGCAGAAUCGGAAGAUUAUUUUGCCAUCAGAGCAAUGGAAACAACAGCGAAAGAUCAAGAUGUACUGUAGAUGAUACGACAAGGUAGUACAGAAACGGCUCCUUGCAAGAAUUCCACGAAUUAUGCAUUGAGAUCGUUGGUAGAGCUACUUAUCUAUGCGGAGUCAUGCUCUCGGCUCAGUACGUAGCUGAUAAAGAUAAGACGAGUACUUUGACAACUUCUAUACGAAGGUUGUAGUGGUGUAAUCCGCCCGAUUCACUACUAUUUCCUCGUAGCUGUACUAUCAGUAUCACAAGAAGGCUGCAACAAGAUGAAAUCAAAAUGUACAUAGCAAAGGCUAGAUUAAGAUUUGUUUUACAAUACAGCAGGUGCCUGUAUUGAUUGCUUCAACAGUUUCGCGAGCAGGAGAAAAAAGCAUACAACAAUCUGGUUUUGGUAUAGUCGAACCACGGAACAAAACCUUCGCAUGCCAAGAGGUUCACAUGCUUGGAGAGGGACAGCUUUUAUACCGUAACUCCAAAUUUGAUGAUUUACUACGGAGGUCUCUUUCGUAUCGAAAAAAUGAUGAAACCGAG